AGAGAGAGAGCGAGAGAGCGAGGGGAAACCAGCUGCUCCACUUAUCUCUGCCAUUUUGAAACAGUCCGCUCGGUGUCGGACCUCUAGCGGAUCAUCCCAAAUCAUGACCUGGUCUUCGACUCGUAUCGGAGCUGAGAAUCUGUAUGACUCCUAAGGUGGUCUCAGUUGAGGCAGACAAGAACAAAAUUCUGAAAAGGCUGAUUAAGAUCACACAAGUUGUCCAUUACAAUGUGCUCCACAAACCAUCCAACUAACUGGGUGACAUUUGAAGAAGAAGGUACACCCCUGUCGUCACCUCAGAAAAACCUUCAGUCUUCGUCAUCAAGCUCAGGGUCAAUUCCUCGCCCAAAUGGCUUGAAACUGGUGCUGCCUCCAUUGGGGAAUCCGUCAAGAAGCUUAUCCAGCCCUCUGGAAUCUCCCCAAAUGCACUUUAGCCUUAAUGGGAGCUCACGUGUGCCCAGCAACACUCCAAUGUGUACUCCUAUUAGGGAGACUCCAACUGGUCCAUCACCCUUUUACUGCAGCUCUCAAGGACAACCUGACUUCUUUAGCAGUUUCUCCAGCACAUCAACAAGCAUCUCUUCUCCUGAGAGAAGCACAGCUAAUUGGACUGAGGCUUCCAGUUCCUUCCCGGCCUUCCAAGAAGAUCCGGGGCACUUUAACCCUUUUUGGAGAGACAGUGAGGGGAAGAGAGACUCUGGAAGCUCCUCUUCAGACUCCGAGCCCAGCUCAACCUUGCCUCGCUUCUUUAUCCGAAGCAAGGAUGGUUAUGAACCACCCCAGGAUCAUCUUCAAAACUCUUACUCCUACAUAUGUCAUAAGCUAGAGCGGCUAAGGGCAAAAGAGGACCAAGAGGAAGGAAAUGGAGAGAGGACAGAUUCCGAUGUAAGGAUACUGAAGGAAACAGAGAUGGGAAGAGGUAUUUCUUCCUUUGUUCCACAGGGACUGUUUCUUAGCCACAGGAGGCAUGGUUGGAACUUAAUGUUGAGGAUUCCAGAAAAAAAGAACCGUAUGUCAUCCCGUCAGUGGGGUCCCAUUUAUUUGCAAUUGCUCUCAGGAGCUGUGCUCCAAAUGUAUUACGAGAAGGGUUUGGAGAAGCCGUUCAAAGAGUUCCAGCUUCAUUCCAACUGUUCUCUCUCAGGACCCAAACUGGAGAGCUAUGGUGAGCAACGCAAGAUUGCAACACUGAAGAUUGAACAUUUGUCGUAUGUGGAACGAAAACGCUAUCACCCCAAGCCUGAAGUGACCCAUGAAGCAGAAGUCGAGCAGCUGCUGAAGUUUGGCACGACAGAGUAUGGUGACAUGGAGGACUUGCUUGUGUCCCUUGAGGAGGAGCUGAUGAGACUACCAGGUCCCCAUAAGCAACAAAAACAUUACGAAGAGCAGGAGCUGUCCCUGCAGAUUGCGGACCACAUCUGGAUGCAACUAGAUAAGAAUGGAGCCACAUUGGAACAUUCGGCCAUCACACGGAUUCACUGUUUGGCCUUCUUGAAUGGUGCAGGGGAAUGUUUUCUUGCACUGAAUGAUCUUGCACUGCUGAGAAGAGACUCUGGAUAUGGCUCCGAGGAGGAUGAUGAGGUGUGGAUGGAGAUCACCGACUACCAUUUCCAUAAGUGUGUGCGAGAGGGAGAAUUUGAAAACACUAGACUGAUCAAAUUCUCACCUCCUGAUGCCUGUAAGGUGGAAUUAAUGCGCUACAAGACUGUAUCCCUCAGUUGUGGCCACCUGCCAUUCUCACUGAGGGCUAUGGUCACCGUGCAGGGUGCCUAUGUUGAGCUCCAAGCUUUCCUCAAUAUGCAGUCAUCCUUCCCUUUCCCUGGUGCAACUUCAGAGACACAACCAAUCUGUGAAAAUGUGCUUAUCCAGGUCCCAUUGCCAGGUGACUGGCUCAAAAUGCCUCGUAGCAUGUCGCUACCAUGGCAGAAAUCUCUAAAGGCCCGCAUGAACAGGAACGCCUGCUUAGGCUCAGUAAAUGUCACAGACUCUCAUCCUGUCAUGCAGGUAACUGUUGGUACAGUCAAGUAUGAGAAUGUGUAUGGCGCCAUUGUUUGGAGGAUUGAGAAGCUUCCUGCUAAGAACAUAGCAGUGGAUCAUCCGCACUCCUUCUCCUGUAAAUUGGAGCUUGCAUCAGAUCAGGAGAUUCCCACUGACUGGUUCCCAUUCAUCACCAUGGAAUUUGAAGUUGCAGACACAGUUGCUUCGCAGACACGUGUGAAAUCUUUGGGAACAGAAAGCGACUUUCAGCCUCAAAAACAUGUCAGCAGUAGAGCUUACUACCAUUGCCAGGUGGAAAUUGAAAAGAAGCUGAUUGAAGCAGAAUCACAGAAACCGUCAAGCUGUGCAACACAGUGAUCCAACUUCAUAACCCCUUAAACAAACGCAUGAAGUGUUCAUACGUUGGUCUUUUGUUUCAUGUUCACAUUUACAUGCAUGACUCCUCCAUAUAAAAGCAUGAAAUCGUGUAAGUGUUUGAUAACCACAAAGGUAACACAAGCAAUAAAACGUACUGCAAUGUUUCAAAGCAAUGCCUGUCCAAAUCCUAUCCAGCAGUCGACAGUAUUGUUGCACUUUAGCCUAUAUCUCAGCUGUUAAUGGAUGAAACAUGAAACACAUGUAAUAAAGUGUUUGCUGCAUUAUAGAUAAAUACUUACAUGAACGUGUAAUAUUAUUUAAUAUGGUUUAUUAAAUCGCAUUUUGUUUCUGCCUUGUGAGCAAUAAACUGACUUAUGCUGUAACAGAAAA
This is a messenger RNA of Pygocentrus nattereri (red-bellied piranha), 2742 nucleotides long. Its product is annotated as stonin-1. Gene Ontology annotation, molecular function: clathrin-cargo adaptor activity. The record is from RefSeq and is a predicted model, not a curated record. NCBI's taxonomy places the organism in Eukaryota, Metazoa, Chordata, Actinopteri, Characiformes, Serrasalmidae. Gene Ontology annotation, cellular component: synaptic vesicle; AP-2 adaptor complex. Gene Ontology annotation, biological process: intracellular protein transport; clathrin-dependent endocytosis; synaptic vesicle endocytosis. The transcript is spliced from 4 exons. Bases 229 to 2352 code for a protein of 707 amino acids.